This is a messenger RNA of Onychostoma macrolepis, 887 nucleotides long. It is a transcript of the gene rln3b, whose product is annotated as relaxin 3b. NCBI's taxonomy places the organism in Eukaryota, Metazoa, Chordata, Actinopteri, Cypriniformes, Cyprinidae. Gene Ontology annotation, molecular function: hormone activity. The transcript is spliced from 2 exons. Bases 158 to 628 code for a protein of 156 amino acids. Gene Ontology annotation, cellular component: extracellular region. The record is from RefSeq and is a predicted model, not a curated record.
GUCUCUGCCCUGCUAUCAUGGUCCAUCUGACUGACGUGCAGCAGCACAGGCUCCGUGAGCCCCUAUAAAAGACACAGCAGGGCAAGAAGAGGAUAGACCAUCUUUCUGACCAACAAGGAGCACUGAGAAACCUUUCCAGCACCUCUAACACCUGGUCAUGUGUAAAGCUGCAGUUCUCACACUCGGCCUGCUGGUGGCGCUGCUGGGCGGCGCUCGGGCCACAGACGGACACCCGAUCUACGGAGUCAAGCUGUGCGGCAGAGAGUUCAUCCGCGCGGUCAUCUUCACCUGCGGAGGCUCGCGAUGGAGGAGGUCUCUGGACGUUUCAGGUGACCUCUCCAGUGAUCUGCUCUCGGCUCAUGACGACGAGGCCUCUGACAGGUGGGCCGCAAACCCCAUCGUCCCUGGACUGUCAUACAGACCCCGUCCCGACGCAGAGGCCCCUGCCUGGGUGGGAGAGGGCCAGGAGAGCCCCGUGUUCAGCCGGCCCGCCCGCUCGCUCAUCUCAGAGGAAGUGCUGGAGGCCUUGCGCACGUCAGACAGGAAGGGGCGGGACGUGGUGGUCGGGCUGUCCAAUGCCUGCUGUAAAUGGGGCUGCAGUAAGAGCGAAAUCAGCUCGUUAUGUUAAAGGUCUGCGUGACCCCUUUUCUCCGCCCUUCCUUGUUCAUUCCAACCUGAAGAAUGAAGGUGGAGAGGUUGUUGAAGUUUGUUCCUAUGAAAUACUGAAAUAUAUGUGUGUCAAAUAUGUAGGAAUAGCAGAUUUGAGCCAAAGUGAAGAGCCUGUUUGUCAGUCUAUUCAAAAACUGUUCAUCUCCGUUCUUGUGAUUCUCUUGUAUGGUUAUUGAUUUAAUAACAGCAAACUGGAAUAAAGUUUUAAUUGUGAUAGA